Messenger RNA from Racocetra fulgida, 1277 nucleotides. NCBI's taxonomy places the organism in Eukaryota, Fungi, Glomeromycota, Glomeromycetes, Diversisporales, Gigasporaceae. The record is from the annotation of a GenBank genome assembly.
UCAUAACGGUCGAUCCUACAUCAUCAAUAAUUUUUGAUACAAAAAACGGUUACGGUACAAAUUAUAUCCAUUAUAUUACCGAUUCAUUAUUAUUAGAUACCAAACCCUUAGCUCCUGUACCUAUUCCGCCUGCACCAUCUCCAAAUGGUCGUUUCGCCUCUAUCAAGCAUUGGUAUUCACGUUCUGAACGUACUUCAGAAGCCUCCGAAGCACGUCUUCUAUCAAGACUUCAAUUCUUUUCAAUCGGAGGAAAGACCGUUGCCUCUCCUAAAGAUUCAAAAACUGUCGCUCGUAUAGGUUUGGUCGAUUUGGACGGUGAUGGUAAAAAAAUGAUAAAUACUUUAGUAAUCGAUCAAGACGGCAAUGAUUUCGCUAUUGAAAAUGGAAAUGUCGCUCAAUCAAAAGAACAGCCUUUGACUACUAAUGAGCUUGGUUAUUCUCCUAUAUCACAAACUCAACUUUCUGUUCAAUCGAAUGUUACUACUAUCAAUGAUAAACCAUCAUCAUCAACAAAAAAUCUCGUAUUAUGUCAUGGCUAUGGUGCUGGGUGGAGAAUUUAUAGUUUUGAUUGGUUAGGUAUGGGCAGAAGUUCUCGUCCGAAAUUUACUAUAAAAUCACAUACUUUUGAUGAAUCUAUCGAGGAAACUGAAAAUUUUUUUGUCGAUUCUCUUGAAAAAUGGCGUCAAUUGCAUAACAUUGAGAAAAUGACAUUGUUAGGACAUAGUUUGGGUGGUUAUUUUGCUGCUGUGUAUGCAUUAAAGUAUCCUGAUCGCGUGGAGCGUUUAAUACUAGUUUCUCCUGUCGGAAUUCCCGAAAACCCUAAUGGCACAGAAACCUUAAAAAAUCUUGUUGGUCGCACUAUGUCUAAUAUUAUAAUUAAGUUAUGGGAUUCUGAUAUUACACCACAACUGAUUAUGAGAUGGGCUGGUCCUUUUGGUCCUUCGUUGGUCAAUAGAUAUACGACUCGUCGAUUUUCACAUCUUGAUGAGCAAGAUCGAUUUGAUUUGCAUGAUUAUCUUUAUCACAUAUCUUCCGCACCCGGAAGCGGUGAAUUUGCUUUAUCAAGGAUUCUUGCUCCAGGUGCUUUUGCGCGAAAACCAUUGAUUAAUCAUGGAGAAUAUGAUUGGAUGGAUUACCGUCCCGCAGUAGAAGCCGGAAAUAAUAUGAAAGUCCCGACAAAAGUCCUUAGAAUCCCAGACGCUGGUCAUCACUUGUACCUUGAUAAUCCUAUUGAGUUUAAUAAAGCUGUGGUUAAAGAAAUGCUAGAAACGUUAGAC